Messenger RNA from Stereum hirsutum FP-91666 SS1, 3178 nucleotides. RefSeq lists its product as uncharacterized. The record is from RefSeq and is a predicted model, not a curated record. NCBI's taxonomy places the organism in Eukaryota, Fungi, Basidiomycota, Agaricomycetes, Russulales, Stereaceae. Bases 730 to 2832 code for a protein of 700 amino acids. The transcript is spliced from 3 exons.
CGCUAAUCCCCACGGUAUUUUCCCUCGUACAUCCCUCCUCCCUCCUCACUGAGUCCUAGAUUAUAGAGCUGCUCUGUAAUUCAUUUCAUAGGCCGCCACUAGAUUUAGUGUCGUCUGUUCCUCCCUCUCUUCCGUCCGCCAUACCUCGUCUUACUCUAUUCUUGUCCUCAGUGUUCUAUGCUACCGCUCCGGUCGCUUUAUUACGAUAUUUUGGUCUCCUGGGGAAGAUGUAGGAAUACGAUAUCAAUAACAAUCACAAUCACAAUUGCAACGACAAUUGGCAGUUAUAACUCGCUCCUUCGUUCGUACGGUGGAUGUUGGAUGGACGAUCGGUUUGCUCGCUGCCUGGGCACACGCUGGCCACAUCGUCCCCGUACUUUUGCUCGUACUUGCGCCAGCGGAAGCCAGUCCGGGUGAUGUUCCACUUGUUGGCCAGGGCCACAACAUGCAUCCUAGACCGGGAACUGAUCUGUCUCUUGGGUCGACAUGUAAUAGUGCAAGCAAAACUGGACGAUUGAGUAUCGAUGUUGACGCUCAGUUACCAGACUACUCGCAUCCCAGGUCGUUUCCAUUCCAUCGCCUCUCCCCGCUGUCGCUGUCUGCGCCGCCGCCAUCGCUCGUCCUCGGUCGGAACCGUUUCCUCCUGUUGCCCCCCCACUUGCCCAACCUUCGACCUCUCAGACUUCAACGUCUACACUCUCACCCUGCUCACUGAAGCCGCAAAAGACUAUGGUGUCAGACGAACUCGCCUCCGUGGCGCCCUGCACGUCCACCCACAACGAAUUCGAUCCCAUCAAGCGCGAUAUGGUCAAUGAAUCCGCUGGGAGGUUCAUCGGUCCAAUGCAUCCCAAAGAGUUUCUGCGCAGAUACGUACCUGCCCCACCCCCUGACAAAGAUGGGAAAAAGCGCGUCCGACCGCCGGGCCCUUAUUGGGAAGGACUGAGCGACGCGAAGGUCGAGAACGACAUGUAUCUACUAUACAUCUCCACUUGCGAGAUGUUGGAUCCGGAGGGCAUCAUGAAAUAUGUGGACACCUCGGGCGUCGUCGAUCCGCAGACGGUGCCCCCUGACGUCGAAAACCGCAAAGGCUUGAAGCCCGACAUCAUGGUCUACGACAGGUCCAUGCCGCGUCCGGUCAGCCCCACCACGAAUUUUGCUUGCUGCGACCGGUACGACGAGAUCAAGAUCAAAUCAAGCGACGACCCGUUCUGCGACAUUGUUGACAAGACGUCUACCGACGCAUUCCCCUUUGAAAGGGCGUCAGCGAACGGGAUGGACACUCGCGGCCAGAUCUGCGCGUACACCAGUGCCCUCUUUCAGCUUCAGUUUCGGUUCUUUGCCUUCUCGGUCCUCAUUAUCAAGAAUCGUGCUCGACUCAUUCGAUGGGACCGCUCCGGGGCCGUCAUCACGAAGGCCUUCCUCAUACUGGGCCGGCCCUGGUUGACCGAAUUCAUAUGGAGGUAUAACCAUCUCACCCGCGCCCAGCGCGGACACGACGACACCGUCGAGCCAAUUCCCGCUUCCAAGCCCGAAGUCUUGGAAGCUCGCCUUGCGCUCGACGACGGAGAGACGGAGUUCGAAGAGACAGGACAGCUUUACUACAUCCGCAUGAGGCCUCCUGCCGCUCCCGCUCCUGGUCCGGACAUUCAGCCUACGAAAUCGUUCUACAUCGACCCGCAAUCCCCUCUCUCCGAAUUUGAUUUCAUCGUCGCGGCGCCGAGGCUCAUGUUUGACCGAGGUCCCUUUGGACGGCGGACACGCCCGUUCCGCGCUUACCACUGUCUGAGCCAACGCGUUUGCUUUCUCAAAGACACACACCGGGUCGUCUCCUCUGACCAUGAAGCGGAGCACGAGAUCCUCAACAAACUGCAUAGUAAGGGCGUGCAGCGCAUACCUACCGUGUACUGCGCCUGGGAUGUUAUGCCACAUGGCGAAUCCAGCGACACCAUCCUCCACACCGCCGUCGAUGCUGCCGGCCUCUUACUUCCUAGGGGCGUGAGAUACUUGUCCAGGAUUCGAAGAGUUCUCCGUCCAUACAGGCUGGUUUCGUACGAGGUCGCGACCAAACUCUGGAGGUUCAAGUGCUGGAAGCAAGUUAUUCAGGUUAUAUAUGAUGUCCUCCAAGUGCUUGCCAGUCUCGAGGAGGCCGGGUAUCGCCACUGGGACAUCAGCGUCGGCAACGUCAUGAUCUACGAGGAUCGCGGUUUCCUCAUCGACUUCGACAUGAGCCAGCAGAUCGAACGCCUAAACCGGGGUCAACCGAGAGCUGUCGACCAAACUGGCACUUGGCAAUUCAUCUCCGCCGCAAGGCUGCAGGACCCGGCCGCACCACAUCUCCUUGUGGACGACAUGGAGUCGCUAUUCUGGGUUCUGCUCUGGCUCGCGCUACACCACAGUAGCCAUUCGGUCCGCCAUACAAGACUCCGCUCGCUGUUCCAUUAUAUCUUUGAUGAGCUUUCCGUGCAGACGGAAGGUCCACCUCAGGGCGGUGCUCACAAGCUGUUGAUACACCAUGAAGGAUUGGCCCAUGUACCGACAGCCUUCGCGCCCAUCAAUUUGAACAGCGCCCUCAACGACAUGCUCGAGUUGCUCAGGCCACGUUACAAAACGCGUUUGGUGUGGGUCCCGGAAGACGCUGCGUUCGAUGCGGAACGGAAGGGGUUUCUGGAGACGAACGAGAAGAUUCUAAGUUUCAUUGCGAAGACGACUGCGCUUUCCGACAUACUCGAGCCAUACUUGACGAUGACCUGGCAGGAUGACGACGGUCCGAUCGACAACCCGUUCCCACGCGAUGCUCACUACGCCUACAAGAGGGACUCGGAGUCGGCCUAGCUCAACGAGGACGAAAAGGUGGAGGAUUUGGAAGGGGGCAGGACGCAGGACACUAUACCGCCGCGGAAGAAGAGGAAAACGGAGGAAGGGUCAAGUUCUGAGAGCGAUCGUACGGUGCUUACCGAGGUUUGGGAGGACGAGUGCCCGGACAGCAAUGGAGUCCGAGGGAGAGAUGGAGGAGGUUAAGUAGGACACGAAUUUUGGUCAUGGUUCGCCGCAUCGUAUUAGUAGCGUAGUAAACUCAUGUAUAUACAAUAUCCACCCUCCUCUCGGACUGACCAGAUCUACAGCCUGUAACUUCGGCGAGCUCGUCUGGCGGUUCCGGUGGAGGGCCGGCUGUUUGCAA